AGCCCCUCCUGUGCUCCCCGCCCACUCUCCUAGUUCCCUUAUCUGUUGCAUUUCCACACUGAUCCUCCCUUCCCUUCUGUCUUCUCCAGGGAGCCCCGUUCUGGAAGCUGCCAGUACCAGGGCACUGGGGAGGGCUGAGGCCGACCAUGCCCAGUCUGCUGCUGCUGUUCGCGGCUGCUCUGCUCUCCAGCUGGGCUCAGCUUCUGACAGAUGCCAGCUCCUGGUGGUCAUUAGCUAUGAGCCCGGUGCAGAGACCCGAGAUGUUUAUCAUCGGUGCCCAGCCUGUCUGCAGUCAACUUCCUGGGCUCUCCCCUGGCCAGAGAAAGCUGUGCCAGUUGUACCAGGAGCACAUGGCCUACAUAGGGGAGGGAGCCAAGACGGGCAUCAAGGAGUGCCAGCACCAGUUCCGGCAGAGGCGGUGGAACUGCAGCACGGUGGACAACACAUCUGUCUUUGGCAGAGUCAUGCAGAUAGGCAGCCGCGAGACCGCCUUCACCUACGCCGUGAGCGCCGCGGGCGUGGUCAACGCCAUCAGCCGCGCCUGCCGCGAGGGCGAGCUGUCCACCUGCGGCUGCAGCCGCGCCGCGCGGCCCAAGGACCUGCCCCGGGACUGGCUGUGGGGUGGCUGUGGGGACAAUGUGGAGUACGGCUACCGCUUUGCUAAGGAGUUUGUGGAUGCCCGGGAGCGGGAGAAGAACUUUGCCAAGGGAUCGGAGGAGCAGGGCAGAGUGCUCAUGAACUUGCAGAACAACGAGGCCGGUCGAAGGGCUGUGUAUAAGAUGGCAGACGUAGCCUGCAAAUGCCACGGUGUCUCAGGCUCCUGCAGCCUCAAGACCUGCUGGCUCCAGCUGGCCGAGUUCCGCAAGGUGGGGGACCAGCUGAAGGAGAAGUACGACAGCGCGGCCGCCAUGCGCAUCACCCGCAGGGGCAAGCUGGAGCUGGUCAACAGCCGCUUCAACCAGCCCACGCCAGAGGACCUGGUGUACGUGGACCCCAGCCCCGACUACUGUCUGCGCAACGAGACCACGGGCUCCCUGGGCACCCAGGGCCGGCUCUGCAACAAGACUUCAGAGGGCAUGGACGGCUGCGAGCUCAUGUGCUGCGGCCGUGGCUAUGACCAGUUCAAGAGCGUCCAGGUAGAGCGCUGCCACUGCAAGUUCCACUGGUGCUGCUUUGUCAAGUGCAAAAAGUGCACUGAGGUCGUCGACCAGUAUGUCUGUAAAUAGCCGGGGGGCCACUCCCCCGGCCCUUCCUGCACUCUGCCUCAUGAGAGUCUAUAUUAUAUAAAUCUAUAUAAAUCUAUUAUAUAUUUGUAUAAAUGAGUGGAUGGAUGCUAAAUAAUUAAAAGGUGAAAAUGGAAAGGAAAAUCUUAUUUAAGAAAUGCUGGAGAUCUUUGAGGAUUAGACUUUGCUGGUUCCCUACUCCCAGUGGGUGGGCGACAGGGCUUUUUCUCUCCCUCUAAUGAGGACUCUCAGGACAUAGGGACUUGGAAAUAUUUACUGUCUGUCCACCGUGGCCUCAGGGAGAGAGGUUGUGGUUGGCUGGAGGAAAUGAUUUUGUCUGGAGUCUGUCGAUUGGAUGACUGCCUGUGGCCCCAGCCACUAGGCCAGCAGGCCCUGUGGAAGGAAGGUGGCAGGAACUCAGGUUCAACCUUGAUGUCUCCAGGGUCUUGGCCAGAACAUAGACUGGUGCAGUAGGAGCCCAGUGCUUUCCUGCUCUUUCAUUCACGUGCAGAAUCCAGUCACGAGGAUGGCUUCUUCCCCCACGGGAGGAGAGGUCCGAUGCCUCGACCCGCUGGCACACAGGGAUCUGCACCCCCCGACUCCUGGGCCCGUCUUUCCAGCAAGAAUUCUUCCUCUUCCACGGCUCACUAGCUCCUGCCGCAAGUCCCUGCGUGGAGAGCAAGGGGCCGUCCGAGCAGCCGUGUCGGGAAAGACGGACCGAGCCCGUGCGCCUGGGCUGCGUGGACGCCGCCCUCCCACACAGGGAAAGAUGCUCGUGCUGCUGCUGCUGUCACUCCCCCGCCAAGGGGGCUUCCCGGACCACAGGACGGGUCGUCAGGCCAGGCCUGUUGCGCUGUCUUCAUCUCGGCCCCAGAUGUUAGUUUCUCUCUGACAUUAAACACCCUUCACUGA
Molecule: messenger RNA, 2135 nt
Organism: Lemur catta (Ring-tailed lemur)
Lineage: Eukaryota; Metazoa; Chordata; Mammalia; Primates; Lemuridae
Gene: WNT5B
Product: Wnt family member 5B
Exons: 4
Coding region: 147-1226 (359 amino acids)
Biological process (GO): multicellular organism development; neuron differentiation; canonical Wnt signaling pathway
Cellular component (GO): extracellular region
Molecular function (GO): cytokine activity; frizzled binding
Source: RefSeq, a predicted model, not a curated record